Podospora bellae-mahoneyi is the source of this 1583-nucleotide messenger RNA. RefSeq lists its product as uncharacterized. The transcript is spliced from 2 exons. The record is from RefSeq and is a predicted model, not a curated record. The coding region runs from base 401 to 1135 and encodes 244 amino acids. NCBI's taxonomy places the organism in Eukaryota, Fungi, Ascomycota, Sordariomycetes, Sordariales, Podosporaceae. Gene Ontology annotation, cellular component: cytoplasm; eukaryotic translation initiation factor 3 complex. Gene Ontology annotation, molecular function: translation initiation factor activity; ribosome binding. Gene Ontology annotation, biological process: regulation of translational initiation.
UGGGUGGGGAAAGGCAUAAAUACUGGGCAGCUUCCCUCAAGUUGUGAAAAGAGAGCUCUGAUGUACUGUUGAACUCAACCCACCUCCAAACCGAUCAAUGACGUUCCGGCGAUGCACUGCAAUCGCAGCAGCACGCGUCAGCCAGCGCGAGGCAGGCGCCAAAACAGCUGACUGGCAGCCCCGCGCCGAGAAAGUGUGAAGCUUUGGCCAUCUCUGUUCAGCGCUAGCCUGUUCCGGAGCGCCAGCGGGCUUGGCAGGCUUUCACACACACAUCCUUAAAAAAGAGCGGGAAAUCCCAGCCCCACCAUGCGAGGGAAAGGAAAGAUUCUUGACGGGUUCGCGCAAGACCACCCGAGUGUCGCUUUUCCUCCUGCAACCCACCCCCUCCUCACACAUCACCAUGGCCAGCACACUCAAUAUGAACGGCGAGGACCCCGUCGAACGGCCUCAGCAGAUCCGCGACAUCAUAGGAGGUCUCGAGCGGUACAACCCCCAGGCCGCUGAGGUCCUCGAGGCCUACCUCCAGCAGCAAUGUGAGGAGAAAUUCACCGACUGCAACGCCAACAGGGCACUGUUGAAGCUGUACCAGCUCAACCCAGACAGGAUCAAGGACGAGAUCGUCACCAAUGUCCUCGUCAAGACAAUGACCCAGUUCCCCUCCCCUCAGUUCGACCUUGCCCUUCACCUCCUCUCCCCAUCAUACUCCAACCCCGGCCCAGGCUCCUCUUCCGACCUCGCCGAGGCUGUCGCCAAGCUUAGAACGCUCAACAGCCACCUCGAGGGCGCCAGAUACGACCACUUCUGGGCCACCCUCGAGAGCGACGACAUCUACGCGGACCUCACCACCGACAUUAAGGGUUUCGAGGAGAUCAUCCGCGUCAAGAUCGCCCAGCUCAUCAGUCUCGCCUUCCGUGAGAUUAAUAUCAGCGUCCUCGAAAGCUACCUCGGUCUCCGCAGCGAAGCCGAGGUCAAGACCUUUGUUACCGAGACCUGCGGCUGGAAGGUCGGUGACGACGGCAUCGUUCACAUUCCUAAGAACUCUGAGAACGAGGCCAAAAAGACUGAGAUCCGCGAGGACGUCUCCAUUGAUAUGUUCAGCCGUGUCAUCAAGAGGAGUUGGGAGGAGAAUGCUUAAAAACACCAAACUACAAAGAUACCAUAUUACACACUAAUGAAAAGGGUGUUUUGUGUGAUGGGAAACGGUUCAUUGUAGAGUACUUUUUUCAGACGAAGCGGUACUUUCCUUUUUCUGUCUAUUGCGUCUCGCUGCUGCGGCCGGUUACCCCUUGUUUUGCAUUCUGGCGGCGGAAAAAAAAGCCAAAAGCUUCUGGCGGCGUUCAUGGGAUUUUGCGGAAGCGAUUCGGGGAUAAAAGGGGGGAACAAGGGCCUUGGAAGAAGGUUUUAUACUGGGCUUAGAGUUGAUCAUUAGCCUUGGGCCAUAUUCACAUUAUACCUCUGGACAAAAAAAGAAGAAAAAUAACCCAAAUAUGCCAUACUCUGUCCUAUGCUGCUUGUCAUGUUGAAUGGUUUUGGUGUUCCCUGACUGGGCAUCUGUAGACUCUGAAGGGGGGCUGGUGUACUAU